Molecule: messenger RNA, 1865 nt
Organism: Brienomyrus brachyistius
Lineage: Eukaryota; Metazoa; Chordata; Actinopteri; Osteoglossiformes; Mormyridae
Product: S-phase kinase-associated protein 1
Exons: 6
Coding region: 16-615 (199 amino acids)
Biological process (GO): SCF-dependent proteasomal ubiquitin-dependent protein catabolic process
Cellular component (GO): nucleus; cytoplasm
Molecular function (GO): cullin family protein binding
Source: RefSeq, a predicted model, not a curated record
CCGCCACCCAAACACAUGCAGUACUACCGUAUUAUUAUUAGGGACGUGUCCCUGUCGUCCACACCCGAAUCUACGCCCUUGAACAGUGCGCACAAGAGAUUCCCAGAGAAAACAGAAAGAGAGAUGCCCACGAUUAAACUGCAGAGCUCCGAUGGGGAGAUAUUUGAAGUCGACGUUGAAAUAGCUAAACAGUCCGUCACCAUUAAGACUAUGCUUGAAGAUCUGGGCAUGGAUGAUGAAGGAGAUGACGACCCUGUUCCGCUUCCCAAUGUUAACGCCGCUAUUUUGAAGAAGGUGAUCCAAUGGUGUACCCACCACAAAGACGACCCUCCCCCCCCCGAGGACGACGAGAACAAAGAGAAAAGGACAGAUGACAUCCCUGUCUGGGAUCAGGAGUUUCUGAAGGUUGAUCAAGGAACAUUGUUCGAACUGAUCCUGGCCGCCAACUAUUUGGACAUCAAGGGAUUGUUAGAUGUCACAUGCAAAACUGUCGCAAACAUGAUCAAAGGAAAGACUCCGGAGGAAAUAAGGAAGACGUUCAAUAUCAAAAAUGAUUUCACAGAAGAGGAGGAAGCGCAGGUACGCAAGGAGAACCAGUGGUGUGAGGAGAAGUAAGCCAACACUAACGCACUGUAAGGAUCGUUCCGGAAUUUGGUUGCACUGCGCUGUUCAUACUCAUUCACACGAAUUACUAGACUGGCAGACCCUUGUAUUUUGCAUGAUCAUUCUUAGUUCUUGUAUGGUGGAAAUGUAAAAUUCUAUUUUUUCAGUUUUUACAAAUUGGGCAGUUUGCUCGUUUCACAUUUAUAUAUUUUUUUGACCUUGGAUGCAUCUUUCUAGUUUAUUUUUAUUUUUUGUUUAACUGGAAAUAUUGUUCUGGAAUAAGUUUAGCAGAGAUUUACAGUUAUGUAAGCGCUGUGCUUCUCCAGACAGCAUCUGUUAUUUAAAAUGUUAUAGAUGUGUGUAUAAAAUUCCAGGUAGGGUUUAUUGUGCCCUCAAUAGUGCUCGUAAACAAAGGAAAUAGUUUGUCACAUAAUUCGGUAUUUACCUUGCCUUCUAUCAGUGGACAUCUUACUUUGCUCUUAACGAUGUUUAGAAAUGUUAGUUGAAUUAAAUAAACAAGCAGAUUAUUUUCUACCUUGUGCUGGUUUGUAAAUCGCGGCACUCGCCUUAGAGGUUUGUGCUGUGAUGCCACUCAGAAUAGAGCCCUAGGUUAAAGUCCUUCAUUCGGCCUGUCGGCCUAGGACUCGCGAAUAAAGCUGCCAGACAGUCUUGUCGUGGGAUAGUCGAACUCCGAAAGUCAUUUUUUUUGUGAGGAAAUGCAGAAAUGGCCCUGGUCUGUAAGAAGCAGCGUUACCUGAUUUUUGUUUUAAAGGAAGACGCCGACAAAUUCAGGAAAAGAUGUUAGUCGUCCUAAAUGCUGUGACAUCUUCCCCAUGUCCUUUAGGCUCACAGAUCACUUUCUGUUAUCCUUGUAUGCAAGAAAUUUUUGCCAAAACCAGUCAUAGGAAUUACGUUGUACAUUUGUGUCCUGAGGAGAGUAGGCCGCUGGGUCAAUCUCACGAACUUCUGAAUUCGAAAAAACGCAGCAGUUUUUGUAUAGAGCAGUUAACUUUAGUUAUAUUAAUUGCCAUGGGUUGCUCCCAAUUCUAAUUUUUUAAACCAUAUCCCCCAAAUACUGUGAUAGUUAAGGUCAAAUAGUGCACAGCUAGGAAAUGCUCCAUUGCAUUUAUCUUUCAACUUUAUUGCAUUUAACCCACAAUAAACAAUUUGUGGUAAGAUGCAUGUUUUUUGCUUUUCUUUGGGUCAUGUUUUCAUCUUUAACUCUUGCCCGGGAUUUGAGAAAUAAAUGGUAAUAAAACUGA